Penicillium salamii is the source of this 2442-nucleotide messenger RNA. The record is from the annotation of a GenBank genome assembly. NCBI's taxonomy places the organism in Eukaryota, Fungi, Ascomycota, Eurotiomycetes, Eurotiales, Aspergillaceae.
AUGAUUCUCCGCUUGCCGUCGAGCCUGCAUUACCCGAUCACCGUCACGUCGCUGCUGAAGCAGCCGGGUGAAACGGUUGAGAGGGAUGAGGCUCUUUUCUGGUAUUUUUAUGAGACCACCGUUACUGAAGGUGAUGGACUAGGCAACAAAGUCGAUGUGUUGCGCAAGUUCCCGGCUCGGUUUGAGUCAACAGCUGAUGGAGAGAUCGUUCAAUGGAAGAUCAAGAAAGGCGAUGUCAUUGAUGAACCCGUUAAUGUUGUCGAAAUCGAUGAGCCUUGCGCCCAUGAAGUCCAGUUCGGAGGAUUAUGUGCGGAAUGUGGGAAGGACAUGACCGAAUCUACCUAUAAUACCGAGAUCACAGACUCCAUGCGCGCCCCAAUCUCCAUGGCCCACGACAACACCACUCUUACUGUCAGUCAACGGGAAGCCACUCGAGUUGAAGAAGACGCAAAACGCCGGCUCCUUGCAUCGAGACGCUUGACUUUAGUUGUGGAUCUCGAUCAAACCAUUAUUCACGCUACUGUUGAUCCGACAGUGGGAGAAUGGAGAGAAGACAAGGACAAUCCAAACCAUGAAGCUGUGAGGGAUGUACGAACUUUCCAGUUGAUCGAUGAUGGACCUGGAAUGCGCGGAUGUUGGUACUACAUCAAGCUGCGACCAGGGCUGGAGGAGUUCCUCAAGAAUGUGGCAGAGAUAUAUGAGUUGCACAUCUACACAAUGGGUACUCGUGCCUAUGCCCAACACAUCGUUGAUAUCAUCGAUCCCACUCGCAAUCUUUUUGGAGACCGAAUUCUCAGUCGCGAUGAAAGCGGAAGCUUGACAGUCAAAGAUCUGCAGCGACUGUUUCCCGUUGACACCAAGAUGGUGGUCAUCAUUGAUGACCGUGGUGACAUCUGGCGCUGGAGCCCAAAUCUGAUCAAGGUUUCUCCCUAUGAUUUCUUUGUCGGCAUUGGUGAUAUCAACUCCAGCUUCUUGCCAAAGAAGGAAGAAAUUGGAGCAAACAAACCUCAGAUUGAACAAAAAGCACCAGAGAAGCCUAAAGAGCACCAUGUCAACGGCCAAACCCAGACUGAAGAAGGGACAGAGGUGUCAGCAUUAGAACAAAUGGUGACUAUGGGAGGUGGAGAUAGCCCAAGACUACUACAAGAGCAAGCCGACGCACAAGAAGAGACUAUCUUACAUCAGGUGGAAGAUCGUCCGUUGCUUCAAAAGCAGAAAGAAUUGGAUGCGGAAGAUAACCCUGAAAGUAAUGAGUCACCUAGUGUUGAGGAAUCUCAAGAGUCCGCAAAACAGCGCCACCACCUACUUGAGGACCAUGACCAAGAACUUUACCAACUGCAGGACCGCCUCGAGAAGGUUCACUUGCAAUUCUACGACGAAUAUGACAAGAAGCGAAGUUCCGCACUAGGUGGCCGUGUGGCAGCAUUGCGAGGGGAGAAGGUUCAUUCAAAAGACCGAGAUGUUGAUCUUAAGCUGGUUCCCGACGUCAAGGAUAUCAUGCCCCGAAUCAAACAGCAGAUUCUUGGAAAUGUGGUCCUGGUGUUUUCGGGAGUUCUGCCUCUAGGAAUAGAUUUCCAAAAUGCCGACAUCUCUCUUUGGGCCAAGAGCUUUGGUGUGACUAUCUCGUCAAGAAUCAAUGCACGCACGACGCAUCUUGUGGCUGGGCGCAACCGUACAGCCAAGGUGAGGGAAGCCACGCGCUACCCCAGCAUUAAGAUCGUUACCACACAAUGGCUUGUCGACUCACUGGUUAUGUGGAGAUCAAUGGACGAAGAGCCAUACCUUCUUCCAGUUCAUCCAGAGGACCGAUGUGAACCAAUCUCCCCAAGCGAGCUUGAGCUCGAGACUUCCAUGCUCUCAUCCACAGAUGAAGACAUCACAGGAUCACAGUGGACACAGGAAGACGACGCAGAGGAUCUAUUCAAAUCGUCUGGCUUAGACGAGACCUCACCGAUCGGCUACGGAGUUGACGAGCAAGCCGAAGUUCACGACGAACUCAAAGACUUCCUUGGCAGUGAUGACGAAAGCGAAAGCGACAACGAGUCAGUUCUAGACGAACCAUCAUCAGGCACAAAGCGGAAGCGGGACGAAGGAUCCGAAGGCGCGACCGACGACGACGAGUCCGGCGAUGACGACGGAGACGAUCCCGAAAAAGGUUCCCGGCUAUCCCAGCGUAUCAAGCGAUCCUACGAGCGCAACACCAAGCUGCGAGAGAUCACAUCUGCACCUGCCCGCAUCGACAAUGCACCACUUCCCCCCUCGCAGCCUGCAGGCCCAGACGAAGAAUCCGGGUCUGAAACAGUGGGGGGUAGUAGUCAAAAGGCUAGCCACGCCGAAGACCCUGAUGACGAGGACGAGCUGGAACGGGAGAUGCUGGCGGCGUUUGAGGGUGGGGAAUAUGAUUCUCAAGUGGAGGAUGAUGCUACCGCUGAGAGCGGAUAG